AUGUCUCCUUAUUGCCUAGUCUAUGGGAAGGCAUGCCAUCUUCCCGUGGAGUUGGAGCACAAGGCAUUUUGGGCGCUAAAAAAUCUGAAUAUGGAUAUCUCAACAGCUAGGGAGGCCAGGAAAUUGCAGCUUAAUGAGCUAGAUGAGCUGUUCUUAUUCGCCUAUGAAAAUGCCAAGCUGUAUAAAGAGAAGACGAAGCAAUGGCAUGAUCGCCGAAUCAAGGAAAGAGCAUUUGAGGAAGGUCAGCAAGUAUUACUCUUUAACAACAAGUUGAAGCUCUUUCCUGGGAAACUCAAGUCCCGUUGGUCUGGGCCAUUCACUGUGCGAGAAGUAUAUCCAUUUGGCGCUGUCCUAGUAAAAGAUGAGCAAUCGGGAAGGGAAUUUAAAGUGAAUGGACAGCGGUUAAAACACUAUUGGGGAGGCGAGGUCAACCGAGAAAAGACCUCGAUCUCCUUGAAGGAUGGUCGAUUCUGGGAAGGUUGCAGUGGACUUGGGCGAAAUUUGAAUCUGGGAAGCAAGAUUAAGUUUGGGGUGGAAAGUGUUGCUCAGUUGCUAUAG
Messenger RNA from Humulus lupulus (European hop), 558 nucleotides. RefSeq lists its product as uncharacterized. The record is from RefSeq and is a predicted model, not a curated record. NCBI's taxonomy places the organism in Eukaryota, Viridiplantae, Streptophyta, Magnoliopsida, Rosales, Cannabaceae. The transcript has 2 exons. The coding region runs from base 1 to 558 and encodes 185 amino acids.